UCUGACUUUUAUGCAUGUCUUUUAAAGGCUUCAAGGGUUCGUUGUUUGGAGGCUUGAAGGGUUUGAGGCGGUUACUUUUUUGAAUUUUGAAAUUUAAUCGAUUUGACAGUUGAUUGGACAGGUGUCAGGCGGCGGAUUGGCAGAGAUUUUUAUUUUUAUCUUUAAUACCCUUACUUUACUCUUAUAUUCAUUUUUACAAUUACAAAACUUCAUCAUUUUCCCUUCAAUCAUUCACAGUUUUUCCUCCCUCAGGUUAGUUUUCUUCUCCGUUUUCACUUUUACUUUUUUCGAUCAUGGGUGCCCUUAAGGAUUUAGCGAGGUCAUUUUCUCGGUUGACACAAGAGGAGGUAGACCUGUUUUGCCUUGAAUAUGGUAUCGAUAAACAGUUUAAUCCGACCGCCCCUGCUUGCGAUGCUCCCGUUGACAAACCGAUUCCUGGUUUUAUUGCUUUGUAUUGUCGGCAUUUUGAGUGGUCUAAUCUUCGUUACCCUUUUUCGUUUUUUGUUCUAAAUUUGCUUGAAUAUUAUCGAGUGUCUUUUGGGCAAGUACAUCCGAAAGGAAUGGCUAGGGUUUUGCACUUUGAAGUGCUGUGUCGUGCUUUAGGUUAUGAUCCUUCAUUGUUGCUCUUUCGGAGGUUCUUCCGGUUAGCCAAAAAUGGUGAUUGGUUUACUUUUGAGAACACAAAGGUUGAUACUUGUCUUGUUUCAUCCAUGGUUACAACCCUUGGAUCAUGGAAGAAUACGUUUUUCUGGGUUUCUGAAUCCAUUAUUCCUUUCAAAAUGGUGUGGAGGCAUCCGGAUGCUGUUCUCAACGAUCCGGAGCCUUCCGAGUCUGAUUUGAAUGAUGCCUUUCUUUCAGCCAUUCGGGGGUGCCCUUCGAGGGUUCGCCCUUUUCCCGAACAUUUGUUAGUGCUUUUAGGGGUUAGUAAUAUUUGGGCAAAAGUUGAUCGGGAUCCGGUGUUGAUGAGAAAUGGCCUUGUUAUGUCUGCUUUGGACUUCAUCAAGAGUGACGAUACGUCCGAUGUGGUUUUUGAAGAUGCUCCGACUGUUCCUGGUGAAAAUGUUGUUGUGAGGACCUCUGAGCAGAGGUUUGAGGGUUCAGGUUAUGUCAGUGUUGCAAAUGCGAAGGGUUUUACCAAGUCCAAUGUUCCCAAGCCUUCAACUCGCCGGUUAUCUCGUCGUUUACUGAAAGCUGCUCCUCAAUCCACUUCCACUGAGCCAGUGGAUUUGAGUGAUGAUAUCGAGGCUUCUGAGGAUCAGGCUGAAGUGGAGGUGGAGAAGGAGAAGGAAUUAGUUGUGCGUGGUAAGAAGGUUCGAGGGAAGAAGGGUGUUGCUGCCCCUGUUCAAGAAUCAUCGAGCAGAGACGUUGAAGGGUUGAACCCUGAGGGCACUUAUGUGCCUACUUGGUUGGUUAAGAAUGAUGACACUUUUAAGGAUGCUGCUGCUGACCGAGAGGCCUUAUCUGUCCAGCAGAAGGCUUUUCGUGAAGAAAAGGAGGGGUUGAAGGCUUCCGUUGGUCAGGUGACUGCGGAUAAUCAGUGGUUGAUCGAGCAUGGGUUUCAGCAGGUUGUGACUUAUCUUUUGCACUCUAAGGAAUUUAACUCUGCCCUUGGUGAUGUUUACACAAAGCUGCUGAACCUGGGGAAGCAUCAAGGCCUUACUGCUGGCUAUAAACUUCAUGAAUCUGGGCAACCUUUGGAGAAAUCACCCAUGUUUCGCCCUGAGGCUUCUGAUGUCUUCAAGGCUUCUGUUGAGCAGAUGGAGAGGCUAACCUACCCCUUUAUUCAUGAGGUUUGUGCUGAGGUUUUGGGUUCCUUGUCAAAGAAGAGGUCUUACUCCGGGGACAGUGAUGAUACCCUUUCGAGUCUGCCUGAAACCUCGAAAGAUGCUGGUUUGGAAACCUCUGCAGUUGGUGGUGAAGAAGUUGUGAAGGUGAAGAAGACAAAGAAAGCUAAAAAGUCUAAGGGUGAAGGUUUUGGGGACCCUUAA
Messenger RNA from Helianthus annuus (common sunflower), 1988 nucleotides. RefSeq lists its product as uncharacterized. The record is from RefSeq and is a predicted model, not a curated record. Lineage: Eukaryota; Viridiplantae; Streptophyta; Magnoliopsida; Asterales; Asteraceae. Bases 294 to 1988 code for a protein of 564 amino acids. The transcript is spliced from 5 exons.